AUGAACUGCAUAAAUUAAUAAGCUCCUUAUUUGAUCAAAUUAUUCAAUAGGACUUGAAAACUUCGGACUUGGAAAACAUAUCAUUUCAUCUUGUACUUUCAUGAGCGUCGCUUGUUAUGCCUCUCCUAGAAUUCAACCAUGCCGCCGAUCCCUAAACUCUUUCCUUGACUGCAACCGACGCUUGGACUAUCUUGCCAAGUCCGGUCGCAUGAGCGAUGCCCGACGCCUGUUCGAUGGAAUGCCCCAACGAGACGACGUCUCCUGGAACACCCUCAUUGCUGCCUACGCCCGCUCCGGCCUCUUUUCUGAUGCCCUUCAUCUCUUCCAUAGCUGCCCUCAGCUCCACUCCUCCUCAAUCCCCUGGUCCUCCCUCAUCUCCGGCUUCUCCCGCCAGGGCCGUGCUGCAGAUGCCCUACUCGUCUUCCGCCGCAUGCUCGCUGCUGGCCUUCGUCCCGAUUGCUAUUCUCUGGGCGCCUACCUUCGUGCUUGUUCCAUUCUCCCUUCCCACACCGCAGGCCAUCUCGCCCACGCACUGGCCAUCAAGUCCUCACUCGAUGCCGAUUCUUUCAUAGCCGCCGCCCUUGUGAACAUGUAUUCCAAAUGCGGUGAAUCUGCGUUUGCAGGCGCGAUCUUCACUUCCGUCCAACCAGAGCAUCGGGCCAAUAGGGUUCUCUGGACGGCCAUCAUCACAGCCCGCGUACAGGAUGGCGAUCACCUCAGUGCCAUGGACUGCUUCCGCCUAAUGCGAGCCGAGGAUAUGUAUCCGAACCAGUUCACUCUUCCGAGCGUCCUGUCCGCAUGCGCCUCUGAGCUCGCUAUAGGCUUCGGUAAGCAGGUUCACACCCUUGCCGUUCAUACAGGUCUCGACGCAAACCAAUUCAUCCAGAGUUCGCUGGUGAGCUUAUACGCCAAAUGUUCCGAUUUCUCCGACGCGAAGAUGGUUCUCCUGUCGGCGGAGCACGACGACCCGGUGUCAUGGAACAGCCUUAUAGUGAUAUGCUCCCAUGCCGCGCUCCACGAUGACGUACUCUCUCUUUUCGUGCAAAUGCGUCAAAGAUUUAUCGAACUGGAUGAAUUCACGCACCCCUCUGCGCUCAACUCUGUUGCUGCCGUCGAAGAUCUAUGCAACGGAUGCAGUCUGCAUUGCUUGGUCUUGAAGACCGGCUUAACCAGCCAUCAGCAUGUCAGCAACGCCCUCGUUGACAUGUAUGCAAAGUGCGGGCGGCCCGAGAUCGCCCUCAAGGUGUUCGACGAUUUGCAGCAUAAGGAUAUUGUUGGAUGGACUGCGCUAUAUAACGGCUACGCAAUGCACAUCUCCAACGAGUCAGCGCUUCAGCUAUACUUGUUAAUGCGAGCUGCCUGGGUUGAACCGGACGAGUUCAUCCUCUCGGGUGUACUCAGUUCUUGCGGCGAACUCACUCUACUCGAAUCGGGUCGGCAGGUUCAUGCCCUAGCAAUCCGGCUCAGCCUCGACUCAUUUCGAUCAGUUGGGAACUCCACUGUAACCAUGUAUGCAAAGAGCGGGUGUAUUGAUGAGGCGCGUCUGGCUUUCGACUCAAUGAGUCGGCGUGAUGCCAUAACUUGGACGGCUAUCAUUAUGGGUUACGCUCAGAAUGGCCGAUGUCAUGACUCUCUCCUACUCUUUGACUUGAUGGUGCGAGAAGGCGCCCGACCAGACUACGUGACCUUCAUCGGCCUCUUGUUCGCUUGCAGCCAUGCUGGUUUGGUGGAGAUAGGUCGGAUGCACUUUGAGUCAAUGGAGCGGGUCUAUGGAGUGACCCCCGGGCCAGAGCACUAUGCUUGCAUGGUGGACCUAUUGGGUCGGGCGAGUCGGGUUAGCGAGGCAGUAGAUAUACUAAGCCAGGCAGGUCAUGCUGCUGAUACGACUGUGUGGAAGACAUUGCUAGCUGCUAGUAGAGUGCAUUGCAAUGUUGAUGUGGCAGAGUGGGCGGCGAAGGAGCUGCUACGAUUGGAUCCAAGUGAUGCAACAACUUAUGUGAUGCUCGCAAAUGUGUACUCCCGGGCGGGUCGAUGGAUGGAUGUCGCCAUGAUGAGGGGCAUGAUGAGGGCAACCGGCGUAAGCAAGGAGCCCGGGUGUAGUUGGGUGGAGGCGGGCGGGCAAGUACAUGUGUUUCACGUGGAGGAUAGGGCGCACCCAUUGGCAGCUAAGAUAUUUGCCAAAGUGGGGGAGAUGUUGGAGCGAGCCCUGGCGGAGGGGUAUGUGGUGGACACGACGUGCGCGCUACAGGACGCGACAGAGGAGGAGAGAGAGCGGGGGUUGGCGCACCAUAGCGAGAAGCUUGCUGUGGCAUUUGGGUUGAUGGACAGUCCGAAAGGUAAGCCCAUACGAGUUUAUAAGAAUUUAAGGAUUUGUGGGGAUUGCCAUACAGCAAUUAAGUUGGUUGCUAAGGUGUACGAAAGAGUGAUUGUGUUGAGGGAUGCCAAUUGCUUUCAUCACUUCAGUGGGGGGAAUUGCUCAUGCUCUGAUUUCUGGUAGUUGUAUUUUCAAAAUUUUGUUUUUUGAAGGAAUGAGAAGAUGUUAUUGAAGGUCCUUUGUUGAUCGUGAGAUCAUACUGUCGAUUUUAUCGGCUUAAAUCCUAAGUUAGCAGAUCGUAUUCUUUGUGAGCAACUAAUAGAAGUUGCUGAGUAAAACAUGGAUGAAGUGUACGAACUUUUGGUACAGACUAGAAGUAUUUUAU
Messenger RNA from Phalaenopsis equestris, 2699 nucleotides. RefSeq names its product pentatricopeptide repeat-containing protein At2g03880, mitochondrial. Lineage: Eukaryota; Viridiplantae; Streptophyta; Magnoliopsida; Asparagales; Orchidaceae. Gene Ontology annotation, molecular function: zinc ion binding; protein binding; RNA binding. The transcript has a single exon. Gene Ontology annotation, biological process: RNA modification. Bases 101 to 2497 code for a protein of 798 amino acids. The record is from RefSeq and is a predicted model, not a curated record.